AUGCCUCGCAUCCCCACACCAAAACAAGCGAAGCCACGUUCGCGCAAGACGCGAAAGGAACCGUAUUUUGAAAAGGAGCGCAUCAAAUACGAAUACCUUACUAUCCCAGGCGACAUGUUGAGUCGGCCUUACCGAACGUCCUUCAAGAAAAACCUUGAUCCAGAGUUUGUUACGGUACUGGAUCCAAGUGUUAUUCCGAUGCCUACACCGCUACGCCCACCGCCGUUGACCUUGCGGGAUUUGGAAUGCAUCAAGACCCUUGGCCAAGGGCAAUACCGGGUCCUUCUCGUUCGGACAAAACGCAAGACCCAUCGUCUAGACAGAGAAACUUUCUUCGCGUUGAAAGCUAUUCCAAGAAAAGACAUCCGCAAAAAAGCCAUCUUCCACGCUUUCCAACCGUCCGACGAGGAGCUCUCGAUAGACGACCCCGAGCGGAGCAACCUCGCCCUCCUCCCCUGGAACCCCUUCAUCGCCGGGCUCCUCCAAACAUUCCACGACACCCAAAACCUCUACCUUGGACUCGAGUACAUCCCCGGGCCCACCCUGCGCGCGCACCUCCGUUCACACAACCUGGGCCUCUCCGCCCGUGACGCGAAUUUCUACUUUUCCAACAUCGUCUGCGCGCUCGAGUUCCUCCACAGCCACAAGAUCGUGCACCGCGACCUGAAGCCGGAGAACCUCCUCCUUGGGCCGGAUGGGUAUCUGGUGUUGACGGACUUUGGGACGUCUGUGCGGUGCCCGAACGAGGAGGUCGUGUGGAUGGGCCUCGGGACGCAUUUUUACAUGGCGCCGGAGUGCCAUGAGGGGAUUAGGAAGCUCGACGCGCACCCGAAGGACAUCCCCCAUGCGCUGGAUUGGUGGGCUGCAGGCUGCAUUCUGUACGAGCUCCUUACCGGCGAGAUGGCAUUUUGUGAAGCACACGAGAUACUCACGAUCCUGAAGGCGUAUGAAGAGCUCGAGUGGCCAUCUCGGGUCCAGGUUAGCAAACGGGCGGUUUCCCUCGUAGAUGAGCUGCUCGAGCCCGAGCCAGAGUGCCGACUGGGCACCAAAGAGGUCCAGGAAGUCAAGGCCCACCCCUGGCUUUCCAAAGUCGACUGGGAGAGGAUGCGCAGGCGGGAGUACCGGGCACCGUUCAUCCCCUCCGCGCAGGACAAUGCGUCGCUGUCGCUGUCAUCACAGUGGCACAACAACGCCCUGCCAGACCAGGCGCUCGUGCCCGGGCUGGCGAUUGUCGAGCCCCCUAUCCAGCUCGCGCACGAUGACAGGUUUCCUGAACGACCGACGACCAUCUGA
This is a messenger RNA of Cyclocybe aegerita, 1293 nucleotides long. The record is from the annotation of a GenBank genome assembly. Lineage: Eukaryota; Fungi; Basidiomycota; Agaricomycetes; Agaricales; Hemipholiotaceae.